This is a messenger RNA of Enhydra lutris kenyoni (northern sea otter), 1251 nucleotides long. Its product is annotated as Wnt family member 9A. Lineage: Eukaryota; Metazoa; Chordata; Mammalia; Carnivora; Mustelidae. The record is from RefSeq and is a predicted model, not a curated record. The transcript is spliced from 4 exons. Gene Ontology annotation, cellular component: extracellular region. Gene Ontology annotation, biological process: canonical Wnt signaling pathway; multicellular organism development; cell fate commitment. The coding region runs from base 85 to 1182 and encodes 365 amino acids. Gene Ontology annotation, molecular function: frizzled binding; cytokine activity.
UCCGGGCGCUAUAAGAGGGCGGCGGCCGCGGGGCACCCUGCGCGGGGCCGAGAGCGCGAUGGUCAGCCGCCGAGGCGCGGCAAGAUGCUGGAUGGGCCCCUGCUGGCGCGCUGGCUGGCCGCGGCCUUCGCGCUGACGCUGCUGCUCGCCGCGCUGCGCCCCUCGGCCGCCUACUUCGGGCUGACAGGCAGUGAGCCCCUGACCAUUCUCCCACUGACCCUGGAGCCUGAGGCCGCCGCCCAGGCACACUACAAGGCGUGUGACCGGCUGAAGCUGGAGCGCAAGCAGAGACGCAUGUGCCGCAGAGACCCAGGCGUGGCUGAGACGCUGGUGGAGGCGGUCAGCAUGAGCGCGCUGGAGUGCCAGUACCAGUUCCGGUUCGAGCGCUGGAACUGCACAUUGGAGGGCCGCUACCGGGCCAGCCUGCUCAAGCGGGGCUUCAAGGAGACCGCCUUCCUCUAUGCCAUCUCCUCGGCGGGCCUGACACACGCCCUGGCGAAGGCGUGCAGCGCCGGCCGCAUGGAGCGCUGCACCUGUGACGAGGCCCCAGACCUGGAGAACCGUGAGGCCUGGCAGUGGGGGGGCUGUGGGGACAACCUCAAGUACAGCAGCAAGUUCGUCAAGGAGUUCCUGGGCCGGCGGUCGAGCAAAGAUCUGAGAGCCCGCGUGGACUUCCACAACAACCUCGUGGGUGUGAAGGUAAUCAAGGCUGGGGUGGAGACCACAUGCAAGUGCCACGGAGUAUCGGGCUCCUGCACCGUGCGGACAUGCUGGCGGCAGCUGGCGCCCUUCCACGAGGUGGGCAAACGCCUAAAACACAAGUACGAGACGGCACUCAAGGUGGGCAGCACCACCAAUGAAGCCACCGGUGAAGCCGGUGCCAUCUCUCCGCCUCGGGGCCGGGCGGCAGGGACAGGCGGCAGCGACCCGCUGCCCCGCACGCCGGAGCUCGUGCACCUGGAUGACUCGCCCAGCUUCUGCCUGGCCAGCCGCUUCUCUCCGGGGACCGCAGGUCGCAGGUGCCACAGGGAGAAGAACUGUGAGAGCAUCUGCUGUGGGCGUGGCCACAAUACACAGAGUCGGGUGGUGACACGGCCCUGCCAGUGCCAGGUUCGCUGGUGCUGCUACGUGGAGUGUAGGCAGUGCACACAGCGUGAGGAGGUCUACACCUGCAAGGGCUGAGCUCCCGGUCCGGCCCGGCCUGGCUGGUGCAGGGUAGAGGCUGUGCGUGCAGCACUGGGGGUCUGCACU